Molecule: messenger RNA, 1905 nt
Organism: Manihot esculenta (cassava)
Lineage: Eukaryota; Viridiplantae; Streptophyta; Magnoliopsida; Malpighiales; Euphorbiaceae
Product: lysM domain-containing GPI-anchored protein 1
Exons: 5
Coding region: 303-1550 (415 amino acids)
Source: RefSeq, a predicted model, not a curated record
GUCUCCUCCCACAGCUCCCUUCUUUCAAAUACACUUUCUUUUCAUCUUCUUUACUCUCUCUCUUCUUUCAAAUACACUUUCUUUUCAUCUUCUUUACUCUCUCUCUCUCUCUCUCUCGCUGGAGAGCAUUACUAGAGGAAGAAGCACAAACCCUAAAAUCCCUCGGCAUCUGUCACAUUCUCUUCCAUUACCAAUUCAAAGCUAAAAAAAUCUUUACCCCAAAACCCUGAAAUUCUCAUAUCAUCCCCUGCCUGAACAGCCUUUUCUUUGGCCGUAAAACAUAUUCCACGGAGCUCUUAAAGAUGCAAAAACCCAAAACCAUCAUUCUCUUCUUGAUUUUAGUCAAUGUAGUGGGUUUUGUUAACUCCAAAUCCACAAUCGAACCAUGCUCUAACAACGACUCCUGUAAUGCUCUUCUUGGCUACACUCUAUAUACUGACCUCAAAGUGUCAGAAGUAGCCUCUCUCUUCCAAAUUGAUCCCGUAGCUCUCCUCACAGCUAAUUCCAUCGACAUCUCUUACCCAGAUGUCGAAAACCACAUCCUUCCGUCUCAGCUUUUCCUCAAGAUCCCAAUAGUAUGUUCCUGUGUAGAUGGAAUCCGCAAAUCCGUUUCUACUCACUACAAGACUCGGCCUUCGGAUACUUUGUCUUCCAUUGCGGAUUCGAUUUAUUCGGGUUUGGUGUCUGCGGACCAGUUAAAAGAGGCUAAUUCUAUACAGGAUCCUUCAGCACUGGAUGUGGGGCAGAGCCUCGUGGUGCCAUUGCCCUGUACUUGUUUUAAUGGGACGGAUAAUUCGUUGCCGGCAAUUUAUCUGUCUUACGUGGUGAAGGAGGUGGAUACUUUGGCGGGGAUUGCUUCGAGAUAUUCCACUACUAUUACUGAUUUGAUGAAUGUUAAUGCUAUGGGGAACCCAGCCAUCAAGGCUGGUGAUAUACUUGCUGUGCCAUUGCCAGCAUGUGCUUCUAGAUUUCCAAGAUACGCCCUUGAUUAUGGCCUGAUUGUGCCAAAUGGAAGCUAUGCAAUCUCUGCCAGUCACUGUGUGCAAUGCAGCUGUGGGCCAGGAAAUCUCGAUUUGUACUGCAUGCCUGCUUCGUUGGCAGUUUCUUGUUCAAGCAUGCAGUGCAGAAAUAGCAACCUCAUGCUCGGGAAUGUCACAUGGAAGCAGAGUAGUGCUGGUUGUAAUGUUACUUCAUGUAGUUAUGGUGGAUAUGUCAAUGGCAGCAUUGUGACCUUGUUGUCUACAUCUCUUCAGCCUCGAUGUCCAGGGCCACAGCAAUUUCCUCCCUUGCUAGCCCCUCCUACUUCAGUGACUAGAGAUUCAGUGUUUGGUUCAGCUCCAGCACCUGCACCUCAGUCAGAUGGUUCUGGUGCAACAAUGCCCAGGAGUACAGUUGUACCGACAACUGGGACACUUCCUGGACUACCCCCUGUAGGUGGUCCUAUUGGAGGUGCAUCUGAUGCUUGCCCCUUGGUGAAUCCAUUAGCCACGUCGGUAAUUGCACUUAUGCUAUACAAGCUGGGCACCUUCAUGAUCUCCCUUCUAUUGUAAUAUUGUCAUGAAUUGUCAGUAUAGAUGGUGGUGGGAUUGUGGUUGGCUGGGUCACUUUAUUUUUGACAGGUCCCACUUACCUGUUGUAUGUAACCUUCUUGAUAUAUUUCGACCUGUGAACUGAUUUGUGGAUGAGGGAAUUAGAGGCUAUCAUUGUGCCUGCCAAUAUUUUGUUGUGCUUGCUGUAGUGUGUACUUAAAGGCAUGGGCGGUUCUACUUUUGGCUGUUCAUUCUUGUUUUCAUUAUCCAGAGUUCUAGGUAAUUGCUUGGCUCAUGCAUUGCUUUGGCAGGGAGGGGCCUAUUUCAUUUUUGGUUGCAGCACUUUGGAUUCAAUUGACAUAGUUGUUUCUGUUCA